Aspergillus calidoustus is the source of this 228-nucleotide messenger RNA. The record is from the annotation of a GenBank genome assembly. Lineage: Eukaryota; Fungi; Ascomycota; Eurotiomycetes; Eurotiales; Aspergillaceae.
AUGUUGAUGACCAGAAACCAAACAAGAUGGUUCAAGGUGCUAGAAGGGACCUUACUCGGAAAUAUUCAGCUGAGAAAAUACCCUCUGAAAAACAUCCACGCCCGGACGGCGAGCACAACCCUAGAUCUCCGACAGAAAAUGCUUCUCAUACCAGAGACGAUAUCACCCAGGAAGCCGGGGGAAAAGAGGAGGUCGAUUCUGACUGGGAGAUUGUGGGCAUCCCUAUAG